Aspergillus lentulus is the source of this 1221-nucleotide messenger RNA. The record is from RefSeq and is a predicted model, not a curated record. Lineage: Eukaryota; Fungi; Ascomycota; Eurotiomycetes; Eurotiales; Aspergillaceae.
AUGGACCCUGUUCCAGACCCCGCUGGAAACGACUCAAGUCGACCAAACAUUCGUCUAAAUUACCUAGAUACAAUAUUAUUGACAGGGCCUGAUGGAGUUCCAAUCACAAGCCUAGAUCCUGAUGCAAUUGGAUUUAUACAACUUGACGGUUUUCCUCCUUUACCUCGAGCGACCUACGAAGGAGACGGAUUUGGCAGCCCUGGCGUAAGGAACGCUCGUAUAGCCAUGGACUGUGAAGGUUUAGUUUUGAAUGCGGACGGUUCCUUCUGGAUCUCCGAUGAGUAUGGUCCAUAUAUAUACAAGUUCUCUGAGCAGGGCAAGAUGAUCCACGCUGUUCAGCCUCCUCCAGCGUUCCUACCCCUUCGAAAUGGUACAGUAAGUUUCAGUGGGGCUGAGCCACCAAUGUUUCAACGGGAUCGGGUCCCCAUUCCGUUAAACCCAACAGCUGGUAGAGCAAAUAAUCAGGGUUUUGAGGGACUGACAGCCUCUCCUGAUGGAAAAACCAUAUACGCGAUGAUGCAGUCUGCCAUGAAUCAAGAAGGUGGGCCGAAGAAAAGGUUUCGACGGCAGGCACGUCUCCUUGAAUAUGACAUUUCUGGGCAUCACCCAGCUCUAUCACAUGAGCACGUUGUAACCCUACCACUCUACGACACUGGGGACAAAUUGGAAGCCACAUCUCAAUCUGAAAUCCAUCAGCUUUCUAACGGGCACUUCUUGGUUUUGGCAAGGGAUUCGGGGUUCGGGCGUGGUGAGGAAGAGACAGAGUCCAAAUACCGUCACGUUGACAUUAUGUCAAUUGAUCAAGCCACAGACAUUGCUGGCGGAGAGUAUGAUUGCAUCAAUGGCUCAAUUGCAAGCGACAAGGGUGUUCUGGAUCAUAAUCUUACAAAUGCGACGUACUGUCCAUUCCUGGACUUCAACAUAGAGUCAGAGCUCAGGAAAUUCGGGCUUCACAACGGCGGGCAACAAGAUGAUCAUCUCUUGAAUGAAAAAUGGGAGAGUCUUUCAUUGGUGCCCAUUGACCAAGUGGAUUCCAACAGGAAUCCAGAAUACUUCCUUUUCAGUUUCAGCGACAACGAUUUUAAAACGCAAGACGGUUUCCAAAAUUUUGGCCAGUUCCGCUUUUCUGACAAGUCUGGUUACAACAUUGACACUCAGAUCUUGGUGUUCCGUAUUAGCUACGGUCAAGUUCGCGUCGCUGGAGGGCAUUCGGAGUUAUAA